CUAUUUUACCGUCCUGAAACGGUUCUCUCUUCACACACCCAACACAGAUACAUACGCAAUCGAUCUGCAGUAGAACCUUACUUCAAUCAAUUCCCCCAGGUUUUUUUUUCUGAGACUCGUAAGGGGGGAAUAUGUCAAACACCGAGGAAGUCAAAGAACAGACAGAAGUUGUUAUGGAGGAUGCUGAAAAGUCAAUGCCAUCGGCACAGCAGGAAGAGCAAGCUGUAAAGAAGAAAUACGGUGGAAUUGUGCCCAAGAAACCACCGCUCAUUUCCAAGCAGGACCACGAACGUGCCUACUUUGACUCUGCUGAUUGGGCUUUGGGAAAGCAAGGUGUAGCGAAACCCAAAGGACCACUGGAGGCUCUGCGGCCAAAACUACAGCCAACUCAGCAGCAAACACGUUAUCGCAAAUCUCAAUAUGCUCCAUCAGAAGGUGAAGAUGGAAAUACUGCUGAACCAGAAGACUCGACCAACGAAUGAAAAAGCAUAUGUUGAUCCUUUUGAUCAUGGGGAACUCUGAUAUUACCUGCAUAUAAUAUUUACCUGCAUCGUAACUUUUGGUGGGACUGAAUUUCCGCUAAAAUAAGAUCUUCAAGUGCCCCAAAUAGAGGGAAAAUGCACAUAUAUGUUUGUGUAUUUCUCCAGAUCAAGAGGUCUUCAUGAACUUUUUUCCUGUUGUAAACUAUUUCCUGCUAUCCAGUCGAGAUUAUGAAUUCAAGAUUUGAGGUUUUGGACGUAAAUUUGUAAUCCCAGUUCCCUUUCUUCUUUUUUCGUACUAUUAUAAGUGGGUUGCUUUAAUUUCCUUCGAUGA
Molecule: messenger RNA, 813 nt
Organism: Erythranthe guttata (spotted monkey flower)
Lineage: Eukaryota; Viridiplantae; Streptophyta; Magnoliopsida; Lamiales; Phrymaceae
Cellular component (GO): cytoplasm
Molecular function (GO): protein phosphatase inhibitor activity
Source: RefSeq, a predicted model, not a curated record